GAAGCUCUGUUCACCGCAACACAGGUCAAUUCGGAUGCGUGGCGCUGUCGCUGUCCUGUCACACACCCCCGGCUGUACACUUCGGUUGACACCCUGCAGCAGGGCCGCAGUCCGCAGCGGUGUCCCGCGAUCCCGGCCAUUACAUACCCGUACACCGUACCUACCUACACUGUAUCUGCCGGCCAGUGUCCGGUUUGCCCGCAAUCUGCCAUGACUUUAUCAUUAGACACGGCCGCCUCCCGGCCGUCUCCAGGUGCGGUCUCUCCUUCACCACGCAUGCCGUCGCGGUCGAGGACGCAGAGCAUAUCCAGCGACCGGCCGUCGACCGUCGCGCACAGCCUGAUGUCCCCUCCGCUGUCGGUGUCACCCGAGCCGGCCUUCAUUGCUGCGUCGGCCGCCUCGCAAAUCGUCACCAACGACCACGACAGCCAUGCGGAAACGUGGUACGACCAGCAUGGCAUCGAGCCGUCGGGCGAGACCGCUGCCGUGUCCCCCGGCGCGUUGCAGCUGGUCAACAAUUUCUUGGAUCAACUGCUCUUCAACUUUCUCUGCACGUCGCGCUCAACUGCCCUGUCCACCCUGCGACCGGCCGUGACCGAAGUCCUGAAGCCUAAGCUCGCCAAGGAUGCAAUCAACCAGGCGGACGAAGAGUUGCGGGAGUACCUGGGCGGAGACGACGAAGAGGGGCCGCAGACGGGCAAUUCCGGGGCGCCGACGGAUUGGGAUUUGGAGCUGGCCUGGAAGAGGACGCGCCUCCGUUGCAUGGUGUACUCGUCGCUGGGAGACAUGGAGGAAGAGGACGAGGACUACUACAUGGAGCAAGGGCAUCUCGAUGCCGGACCCGAUGGCCGCUUCUCCGAGACCGUCUCUCCUGCUGUCGCCAUCUUCUUGACGUCCAUCCUGGAAUUCAUGGGCGAGCAGGCGCUGAUUGUCGCGGGUCAAGCAGCGUACCACCGCAUGCGCCUGAAGUACGAGAAGGACCUCAAGGAUGGCGCGCGGAGCCCCACCGGCGUCGCCGACAGGAUUGUCGUCGAGGAGCUUGACAUGGAGCGCGUUGCGCUUGACCGGACGUUUGGCCGCCUGUGGAGAUCGUGGAAGAAGAAGAUCCGGUCGCCCGGUGUUGGGGCCAUGGACCGCCUGGCGCGAUCCUUCUCCAGGGACUCGUUGCACUCGGCAGGCAGUCAUCUGCGCUCAACGAGCAGCGCUGCUGAGCUCGCCGUUCCGGCCACUGUUCCAGAACCCGAUGCGGAAACUGAGCAGGGGAAGAGCGAGGCUCAUAAUCAAGGGAAGGCGCCCGAUCAUGAUGCCGUGGAGGAGUAUCUGAUUGCUGCUGGUAUCCCCCUGCCACUGGGACCGAAUGACAUUGCGGAAAUCGAAGUGCCAGGCCUCGCGCACUACGCUGAUGAAGAGAAGGAGAAAGAGAGGAACCGCGCGGAAGAGGAGAGCAGGCGAAGCCGUCCAAAGAGCCUAAUAUUCCCGCCGUUUAGCACCACACCUGGCCAGCUCACGACGUCGACGACAUCUCCACCGCAAGCGCCCAGGAAACGCUCAAGUUCGCUGCCAGCGUCUACCCUUGCGCGUUAUGCCGUUGCUGAGGUAGCACAGCCGGACGAAGCCGGUACGGAGGCAUCCACGAUUGUCUCCCCGGCGGAGAGCCAGGCAGCGGCUGGCGCUCUCUCGACUGCCCAAGCAGAUGCAGCAGAUCCUAAUGAAGCGGACGUCACUGAGGAAGAUGACUUGAAAGAGGACGAAGACGACGAGAUAUCCAUUGAAGAGCCGCGGAUUGUAACGUCGGCCAGAGUCUCCAUUGUCGGCCGGACUCCGUCAAAUUCAUCCGUCGAACAAGGAAAACCCCCCAGCAUCAUCACCAACCUACCGGUCCGGACACCGAGCAUCCAUUCGGCUCGUCUGAUUGAGGUCACCAGCCCCCGGAGCCCGGCGCUCGGCUCGCGGCGCAACUCUGUGGCUGUGACCGAAUCGACCCGCCACUCGAGCUCAGCGCGCACCAGCCGCACAGUGACCCCUCCGGUUCCCGAGGACCGGCCAGGGCAGGCUCUGGAGAGCGUCUCAGGCGACAGGUUGACUGUUGUUGGCCAUGCCAAUAAGUCGGGGCUAGCGGCAAGCAUGUCCAUCUCGGAGAGCGAAGAAUCCGCCGAUAAAGAGUAUAGUGUGUCGCCUAUCACGCCUAUCACACCUCCCGCUCAGCCAGAAGAGGCCAGCCAACCAGCCGCUUCUGCGCCGGCUGCCCCUGAGCCAGUCGCCAAAAGACAGUAUGAUUCAGCCGAGACUACCUUCCAAAGCCGACCGUCGACCCCUGGGAGGGCCAUCACUACUAAAGUCACCGUCCUCCCGGGUACAUCAUCUCCAAUGUCGACGGCAUCAUCAACUAGCGGCACCUUCUUCAUCGAGUCGAUGCCGGUGCUGCGAGAAGAAAGACACGGGCAAGAAACGCCUCGCGGCGACAGCCAGCGGUCCCGGGCCUCUCCCGCUGCGCAUCCGCCCGCUGUCCCCGAACGGAGUUCCGGGAGGCAAACCCCUGCCAACACGUCGGCUUUGCGCCAGCCGGCACCAAUCGGCCAAGUGUCGGUGGAACGUUCUCGUGCUCGCAGCCCGUCGCAGGGCUCCUUGUCGCGACCCGGCGAAGCAUCUGUAGGGCACUCCAGACAGCAGCAGUCUUCCGGUUCGCCUUCAUCGGCAAAGCUGAAGGCUGUACGGACCUCUGAGGAAACCAUGCAGUCCCGUAUUGAUGUGGUGCGGGAUUUUGAGGAGCUCAUACAGAGCGACCAGACGAUACAGUACACGCUGACGCCCGAGAGUAUGCGGGAUAUGGACGGACGGUCAAUCACUGCUGGCAGCCCAGUGGUCUCGGUGAAGACGCGGAAGAGCGAAGAGGCGCGCCGCAACAGAUCCCGCUCCCGUUCAUCGUCGGUUCCCCGGAACGAUGCGAGAGCGCCGGCGCCGGGCCCGGUACCACGCUCGUCUGGUUCAGGAUCGCAUUCUGUCACCGACGGGCAUUAUACGAACAAGAACUUCCCCACGGCCACGGGCAAACACGGCGGGGUUGUUCCGCGGUCUAUCCCCCCGAUGCCGUCUAAACCGCGCUCCAGUAGCGGGCCCCAAGCCAGAGACGCAAGGUUGCCGCGCGAAUCCUUGGCUGAAUUUGCUGAGUUUAUCCGUUCGACCGGUCCUGCCGGGGCCGGGGCCAGCGCAGCUUCCAUCAGUUCAUCCUCGCGCCCAGCGAGAGCACGGAACCCGGGCUCCGUAUCGAACAUCAGCAUCGAGACGGGCCGGGUGUCUACGACCAGCAACCCCAACCGGCUGAAACUCCAGGCUCGCGGGGCCACCGUUGAUCACAAGGACGACAAUUCCGACUUGAUCGAUUUCAUCCGACGCGGCCCGCCAGCCCCCGCGGGCAACCACCGUAUCCCACGAACCGUCGCUCCUUUCCGGAGCACCAUGGAUUCGGAUCAGAUGGCGGCCGCAGUCGGAGGCAAAGCCGUCGACGCCCAACUGCGCGACGUUGACAUGCGGAGCAGCCAAACCUCCAACAGUGCCACCGAGUCCUCAGUGCCGCCGUCCAUCCAGUCGUCCAUCAACUCCCGCCGUCCUCUGCUGGCACAAAACCAGCCCAUGUCCUACAGCACCACGGACACUAGUGAUGACAUGCCGAUCCCGAAGCGCAAGACCCGCCGUGUCCGUGACCCGUAUGCCAUCGACCUAAGCGAUGAGGAGGAGAUGGAAAACGAGCUCAUGGAGGAGGAUCUGGCACCACCGCCCGGAAGAAAGAUGCAAACACAGGAUGAAAGCCUCAUCGACUUCCUGAACAACUACGCGCCCCCGCCAGAGCCGACGGUGCAGCCAUUCAACAUCCCACAGACGCGGAACACGUUAAAGCCCAAGAAGAAAGCCAGUGCGCCGAGCCUGAUGGCCAGGUUCACCAGACGGGACAGCGGACAGUCGGGCAACGCAGCGGCGUCCAAUCCUGCUGCCCGCCCCGUCACGUCGCAGAUGCCUGCCCAGGCUCCGAGGAGCGUGAGCAGCCGGGCCGGCGGCGCCGGGAAAGGGGGUCACGUCCCCAUUCAAGUCAACAUCCCCGGAGGCGUCAACGGGUAUGUCCCGCCCGUGCGGACGUCUUCCAGGCCCGCCGCCGACGGCCUCGGCCCGCCCCUCGGCAUGGGCGGCGGCGGGCACCCCCGGGGGCCGAUGAAGAAGUUUGAGCCGCGCGAGGCCGUGUCCGGCGCAAAUCGGGCCACUUCUGAUCUGGCGGACUUCUUCAAACACUCCGGCCCGCCCCCCGGCAUGUCUCCUCCGGUGGCGAACCAGUUCUCGAGACCCGCAGAGCGGGCCGAGCCAACAAACGGCUUCUCAAGGGUGUUCCCCAGGAGGAAGAAGCCGAGCAUUUCUUAGGGCCGGAUCUUCUUGGCUACCUACCCACCCAACCCCCCAACCCCCCCCCCCCCCCACCGCACGACCUACCUACCUGACUUUUGGAUAGCGUGGUGGGAGAUUUCUGCUUCAAUAUUCUUGUAUACACGCCUUGCACUGUAUGGUUUUGAGGUUUCUUUCGGUAGUUUUCUUUCUUUUUGGGAGGCAGGCGCCCGCUACAUAUUAUUUACUCCGUGAUGGAGGUGCGAGGGGGUGACUCGGAACUUUUUUAUUUCAGGAUGGCGGUUUUUUUGGAUCAUCAAAAUCUUGCACGAUUAUUAGGUAGGUAGGUAUCCUGCCUAGGUACGGAAUAGUAUAUUCAGAGAUCUUCCAUCAUGCCAUUCAAAGUUUUAUGAUCUCUGCUUACUAA
Molecule: messenger RNA, 4795 nt
Organism: Chaetomium strumarium
Lineage: Eukaryota; Fungi; Ascomycota; Sordariomycetes; Sordariales; Chaetomiaceae
Exons: 2
Coding region: 211-4407 (1398 amino acids)
Source: RefSeq, a predicted model, not a curated record